AUGUUGAUUUUUGCGACGGUCUUCGCCGUUUUUUAUAUCAGUGCUGCAAGUACUUUAAAAAAGUGUGAUGACUGUAUUCCUAUAAAUCAAUGUGGGCCCGCAUUGCAGCGGGUUCUUGUCGACAGAAGUCCGGAAACAAAGAGGCUAGUGAGAAACGCUUAUUGUGGUCAUGAUAAAUUACCGAAGAUUUGCUGCUCAGAGUUUGAAAUAACGCCGUCUAUUCUUCAAAGGAACAAUGAAUAUGAUGAUAGUGAUGAUAUCGAAGAUCAUCCCAAUGUCAAGCUUCUAUCGGAAGAUUGCGGUGAAAUUGAAGGAAAUCGCAUUUUUGGUGGAAGUACAGCCUCUCUGUACGAGUUUCCUUGGAUGGUUCUUAUCUCUUACAGAGCACACUGCGUCAAGAACAAGAACAUCGCCGGGGUCAGAGUUGGGGAAUAUGAUAUCAGUACACGUAUUGACUGUACAGGAGAAGAAGAAAUUCGUGUUUGUGAAGAUAGAAUUCAGGAUAGACGUGUUGCAGAAAUCAUCUGUCAUGAUGAAUAUGAUGUCGUUCGAAUGGCGAUAAACGAUAUUGCUUUACUUCGCCUGAGCCGACCCGUUGACUUAACUUAUAGUAAGUUUUUAAGAACAAUAUGUCUGCCAGUUAUGAAAAGCUUACGUGAAAUGGAUUUAUAUGGUGAAACAGCUACAGUUGCCGGUUGGGGCACUACUGAGAAUAAUCAAAAUUCUGAUGUUCUACUUAAAGUUGAAAUACCCAUAUUCUCUCCCGAAACAUGUGGAGCUUAUUAUAACAGAAAUCAAAGAACUGAUCCUACUGGCAAGUUGAGACAUAGACUAUGUGCCGGCGAGACCGGUCGAGAUUCGUGCCAAGGCGACUCCGGCGGUCCCCUCAUGCUUGAAGGCGAAUACAAUGGCACAGACAGAUAUAUCCAAUUUGGUAUCGUGUCUUACGGUCCGUGGCAGUGUGGUUUAAAUGCCCCAGCCAUAUACACAGAUGUCAGAAAGUAUAUGAAAUGGAUUUUAGAUACUAUCAAACCAUAG
Molecule: messenger RNA, 1038 nt
Organism: Parnassius mnemosyne (clouded apollo)
Lineage: Eukaryota; Metazoa; Arthropoda; Insecta; Lepidoptera; Papilionidae
Source: the annotation of a GenBank genome assembly